Messenger RNA from Porites lobata, 20535 nucleotides. The record is from the annotation of a GenBank genome assembly. Lineage: Eukaryota; Metazoa; Cnidaria; Anthozoa; Scleractinia; Poritidae.
AGAUCUUUCGACUUCUACGAGGGAGAUAAUGAACAUCGUCCUGGCCGAACGAUUAUCACUGGAGGACUUUGGAACGUUUCCUUUCACAUAGUCACAGCCUACGAUAAAUUUCUCCAGAAAAUCGGUUUCUUCUUGGCCAAUCGAAGACCCUUGGAUCUCCUUCUGCUUUCACUAUUUUUCUUUGUUGCAAGCUGCUUCGGUUUUAUUCGGCUAAGUGUUGAGCAGCCGUCCAGUAAGCAAUUUAUUGUGGCUGAUGGCCAAACCAGAAUCGACUUGAAGUAUGCGGCACAAUUCUUUCCACUUCUUCAUUCACGCCAAGAGCAGAUAAUCCUGAUACCUAAACAAAAUCGAAACAUCCUCGAUGAGGAAUGUUUAAAGGAGGCAGUGCUCGUGCACCAGACAGUUUUGAACAUUAGCAAUUACCAAAAUUUGUGUUUCAGAAAAUCAUCGGCCCUACCCACAAGAAGCACCGAAAUCCCUGACCAGCAAACGUGCGUUGUUAGCAAUCCUUUGGAUUUUGCUGGUGCUAACUUUGAGCAUCUAAGCAACCUGUCUUUAAUUCUGGCUCGUGAGAAGUCUUAUCCAAGGACCACUUUUUCAGAUGGUCAGUCUUUGGAAACCUCUUACAGACAGAUGCUAGGUAGUUUUCGGGUCAAUAAUAAAACAAGACUGCCAACUGCGCAGGCUGAGGCUCUUCGAAUUUCAUACUUUAUUAGAAAGACAACCAAUGAGGAACAGGACCAGGAAGUUUUGGACUUUGAGACCUCUUUUGAGCACAUGGUAUCAUCAAUUGAGAAUCGGCUGAAAUACUCAUCGCUCUUUUAUAGGAGUGGAAAAUCAACCGAUAUUGCUCUACAGCAGGUUUUGAAAGCGGAUAUGAGGGUAAUCUAUUUAUCACUUUUAACAGUUAUAUUUCUGGCACUGUUUUUCGUUUACAUUACCGUCCAUAAUAUCACUAGUUUAACAGCUGCCUUAUUUUUGCUCUCAACUGGCUUGUUGCCCUUCAUAUGCUCUGCAGGCAUUGUUUCAAUGGUAGGCAUUUCCUUUUCACCAACCACUUUUUUCAUUCCUUUUCUUUUGCUUGGAAAAGCAACAUCAGACUUAGCCUUCUUCUUAAACGAAUGGGAUCGGCUACACAACGUACUAUCGAUUGAAUACCGAGUCACCAGCUGCAUUGCAAGAGUGGGAACUGUCCAAGUCUUUUCGGCGCUUUGUGGAACAAUUCUUGUAGGGAUUGCCAUCAAAUCUUCGUUUGAAGUUAUUUCUCGUUUCUUCCUGGUGACACUCAUAGCCUAUGUACUUGUUUCAGGGGCGUCUUUUCUAAUAACUGCAGCGUUAACGCGGUUACUAGAAAGUCAGCUAAAGCCAUUAAACACAUUCUGCGCGCAGCCCUGUGACAAAAGAGAAAGAGGAAAAGUACAUAAUAAAAUGCGAAACUUUGUAAAGAAUUUUCCUCGUUUACAAACUUCAUUCGGUGGUAAAGUGUUUUCACUCUUCAUUUUGAUCUGCUUUAUAAGUUUUUUUGUGUUGUCUGCUUUAUACGGUGGUGAGAGAACAGGUGCCACAGAGAACCUUAACCGACAGCAUAAUAACUUCAACAAGUUCAAUGAGGCACAAAAAAAGUUCUUUGGAAAACUAGCCGAUGUAAGUAUCGUGUUCUCCAGGGAGACUGAUUACUCACAGAAAGCUAUCCAAGAUCAGAUGCUUCAAAUCUGUAAAACUCUGGGGAAGGCUUCUUACAGUCAGACCAAACCAGUAUGUUGGAUCACUGCCCUGUCAAAUUGGGCAAGGAAUGGAAAUGAGAGCUGCCUAAAUUCACAAUUUUACAGGUGCUUAAAGCGAUUCCUGAAUACAUCACAUAGUGUCUCUUUCAGACAAGAUGUACGUUUCCAUGAGAACAAUCCUCGUUCUACAAGUUUAGCAUCUCGUUUUCAUGUUAACUUGGAACUGCACAAGCGACUUUAUAAGAACAGAGAGUCACUAGACAAACUGAGAGAUGACUUGAAACUCUCCCCUAAAGCUAAACCGGUGUCUAAGACAUUUUUCAAGAUUGAAGACCUCUCCUCGUUGGAAAGUGAAACCGUCCUCUUACUCAUCAUUGCCACAGUUGUAGUCUUUGUGACCACGCUGCUUUCAAGUACUAGUUUGAGGAUCAGUAUCUGCCUAACGCUAUUAUUUGGCUUACUUAUAGCGGAGACAGUAACCUUCAUGGAAGUGUGGACAAUUAACCUGAAUCACAUCACCUUCAUUUCUUUAUAUUUCACGGUUGUCUUAGCACAAAAUUUCAGCGUUCAAGUGGGUCAUUCGUUCAUAUUUUCAGACAAACCCGUCGUAAGAGAACGCGGGAGCAAGGCUUUGUGCUCGGUUGGGUGGCCUAUAUUUGUUGCAGCAUUUUUGGAGAUAUCAGGCUCCAUUUCAUUGGGCUUCAUUUUUCCAAGUUUACAGAAUAUUUUUUUACGACUCAUUCCCGUUGUGUUUGCCUUGGGACUAAUCCAUGCUCUGGUAAUCUUGCCACCGGCACUCACAUUAAUUUUCGGGUUCAGAAACAGCUUUGACGUCCAAAAGAUGCUGCUCAAGCAAACGAAACAGAAAAGGAGAAAAAUGUCUGUUGAAAUUCGAUAUGUUGAUACACCACUACGAGCGACAUCCAAGCGUUCUGCCAUAUCCAUUGUUGGCAUCAGUUGCAGGUUUCCUGGAGCAAACAAUAAGACUCUGUUUUGGAAUUUACUUGAGCAAGGCAGGAGCUCUAUUACUGAUUUCCCACAGAACAGAAAAGAGGAACAUGAAAAGUUUUUCCGACUAUAUCAUCACAAGCGGUUUGUCAAUGGACGUCACUGUGCUGUCAGAGGCUCUUAUUUGGAUGACAUUCUAUCUUUUGACAACACGUUCUUCGGUAUAUCCGAUCAAGAGGCUCGAGGAAUGGACCCCCAACAACGUAUGCUGUUGGAAGUGGUGUAUGAGGCCAUUGAGGACGCUGGAAUGCGCCUUGAGGAUCUUCAGAGAUGCAGAACAGGGGUCUUUUUGGGUGUGAUGAACUUAGAAUACAGUACUCUGAUAGUACAUCCAUCAAAUUACAACAAUAUUGACCAGUUUUCAUCAACAGGCAUAACAGCGUCAAUAUUAGCAAACAGAGUCUCCUUUUGCCUCAACCUAACAGGUCCAAGUAUUGCGGUCGAUACCGCGUGCUCGUCAUCCUUAACAGCACUCAAACUUGCUUGCGAUCACCUAGUUAACGGCGAUUGCGACAUAGCAAUAGUUUGUGCUCCUAACAUUAUCUUAAGCCAUGCCAUGCAGAUAGUAUCUAGCAUGGCUGGCCUUCUAGCUCCUGAUGGGCGCUGUAAGAGUUUCGAUGCCUCUGGAGACGGUUAUGGAAGGGGAGAAGGCUUUGCAGCAGUUGUUCUCAAGCUUUCUGGUGCAGCUUUGAAUGACAAAGAUGAUGCAUAUUGCGAGAUAAUCGCUUGUGGUAUGAACAACGAUGGUCAUAAUGCUGUACCCAUGACAGCACCAAGUGCAAAGACGCAAGCUGCACUAUUUAGGAUGGUCCUUGAUCAGGCAGGUUUGAACCCAGAGGAAGUCGAUUACCUUGAGGCCCAUGGCACUGGAACUGCUAUCGGAGACGUUAUAGAAGUCACUUCAAUAGGCGACGUCUAUACAAGAGGAGCCACACGACAGCUCAAAAUCGGAUCUGUCAAGUCGAACCUCAAUCACACAGAAUCUACCUCAGGCCUGGCUGGGCUCAUUAAAGUCGCAUUGAUGAUCAAAAACAAGAGAUUCGUGCCAACUGUUAAUAUCCGUGUUUUGAAUCCAAAACUAAAACUAAAUGAAAAAGGACUUAUUGUGCAACAAACUAACGAACCUUGGAUCACAGAAAGAGGAAAACCACGAAUUGGUGCCGUAAACUCGUUUGGUUAUGGUGGAACAAACGUACACGUUCUUGUUCGAGAAGUUGCAGUAAAACCAAGCUUAGAUGAAGAUAAUGGCAAAAGUCGACGUCCGCAUCAUAUUCUCACUUUGACUGCACCUUCUCAAGAAGCUCUCAAGCGAAUGGCACGGCUCUAUGCUCAGUGGCUGGAAGAUGAAGCUGAGGAAAAUGCGACUUUUGUGGAGAACUUGUGCUACUCACUGAACGAACGCCGCAGUCAGUUUUCCCAUCGCUUAGCACUUACCUUUGAAGCUGUAUCCGAGGCUUCCAAGAUUUUGACGGAGUAUGCCAACGACUCAGUAGGAGUGGAGAGGGUCGUUGCCUACGGAGAGAUAAACGCAGCUGAUCCAAAGCUUGUCUUCUUAUUUGGAGGACAAGGGUCCCAGUGGUAUGCAAUGGGAAGACAGCUAAUUGAAAUCGAACCUGUAUUCAAAGAUGCUUUUUUAACUGUCCACAAUCUGAUAAAAGAUCUGGGGAAAUCGAUGUCACUUUUAGAUGAGAUCAUGGCAUCAGAGGAGAAAUCAAGGAUCGCAGAUAAUUCCAUUGCUCAGCCGGCUACGUUUGCAAUACAAUAUGCCACUGCAAAACUUCUGAUGUCUUGGAGAAUCUAUCCCUCCGUUGUACUUGGUCACAGUCUUGGAGAGAUUGCUGCAUCUUGCGUUGCUGGGAUCAUAACACUAAAGGAAGCAGUUCAACUGGUGUUGGCUCGCUCCUCUCUACAAGAUCAGUGUCCUAGUAAUGGUAGCAUGGCAGCCUUAGGUAUGUCCGAAGAAAGAGCAAGAGCACUACUAGAUGAGUUGAAGCUAACUGCUACUCUUUGCAUUGCCGCAAUCAACGAUGCAGAGAGCGUGACAGUGUCUGGUGAUGUUGAAUCAGUUGAAGCGUUGGGUCAUCACAUUGCUAUACACGAAAAGGACACUUUCUGGCGUGUUCUUGGAACAAAAAGGGCAUUCCACAGCUCACACAUGGAGUUCAUUAAAGGGCCAUUUCAAGCAGCACUGAAGCGUAUUUCGUUACACCCUAAGCUGUCCAAGAUUCCAGUAUACUCUACAGUCGAUGGAGGAGUGCUCUGUGGUCAAGAGUUCAACAACGAGUACUGGUGGCGUAACAUUCGCUGUCCUGUCCAGUUUUACCCAGCAGUGAAACGCCUCUUCGAGGAUGGCUACAAACAGGUCGUUGAGAUAAGCACCCAGCCUAUUUUAGCACACUAUGUUAGAAAGAUUGCUUCGCAAGUGAACUUACAAGAAGAAGCAUUGCCAAUCGUUAUGGAGACCCUUCCUCGUAAGAGACUACCUGUCAAAGAGCAGUGCAAGUCUUUUCUUCUAAACACAGUGUGCAAACUGUACACACUUGGUUUUCCUAUAGAUUGGACUUGUGUGCAGCAAAAUUCUUCUGCAAAGUUUGUCCGCUCGUUGACCUAUCCAUGGCUUAAAAACCCUCUCUGGUAUAGAGAACGACCGCCUGAAACGAUAAUUCAAACACCUGAUGUCAAACCAAAUGCAGUGACAAGACUUCAUCCAUUUUUAGGAAAGGUGAACCAAACCAGUCUGUAUUCAGGCCUACACUGCUGGGAAACUGAAAUUGACCUCCAUCACUUUCCUGAUCUUAGAGAUCACGCUCUUAUUCAGGGAACAACCGUGAUGCCAGGAGCUGCGUACCUAGAAAUGGCCUUUGCAAUGGCGAUGGAUCAGUUUGUCCAUGUAGCUGGUCUAGAACUCACUGAUGUGAAGCUCUUGAGCCUUCUUACACUACCCGAUACACAGGUAGCUUCAAUAUAAUCUAUUUCUUAAUUAUUUCCUCUAUAUAUGUUCUUUUCAAGAAUAUUUAUUGAAGUGCGUAAAGAAUAACCGGUUGCAUCAAUCUUGAGUAUCGCGAAUCAUGAAAUUGUCACAUAACUCCUUUUAAAUGGUUAAACCAUCCUUUUAUGUUGCAGGUUCGAUCUUUACGACUGCGUCUCCUGAAGACUAAAAGGACUGGUGAAGCAGAGUACUACAUAACAUGCGUACAGGAAGACCACGCGGAGAUUUACCUAAGCAAGGGAAAAAUUUAUACGGAUCUCCUGCAGACCAAAAAGACGGGUAGGUACUAUCAAGAGAUCUGUUUAAUUCUCGUUAACUCCAAGUAGUCUUCCAGAAACUCAAAAGAGAAAAAUAGAGAGCUUCACAUUCGUCUCUUGCAGAAACUGAGAACUCGAAUAUCUUCUAUAAUUUUUGGUGUAAAUUUUAUUUCUAGUGGAUUAUUAUACAUGUAUAUUGCUUUCAGCCAUCGUUUUCUCGCUUAUCAUUUUUAAGAAAUAUUUUAUAUUUUCUUCAAAACCCGAACUUUCAGGCAUUACGGUGUCUAGCAUAAUAUAAAUCGUAACCCUUUAUCUUUCAUAGUCUCAGCAUCUAACCUGGUAGGGCCGGCAAUAAGUGAGCUAAUGGAAGACAUGGAACGAAUGCCAAAUAAUGAGUUCAGAGAACUAACAGAGAAGUUUGGAUUCAAAUACGGCCCUUCCUUCUCCAUCAUCAAAGAGGUAUGGAAACGUAAAAAAGAGGGGCUAUGCCUGAUAGACAUCAAAGAGGCACACACCAUACAAGAAGAAAGUAAACGUUAUGUUGUACAUCCAUCUAUAUUAGAUGCUUGCCUUCAAUCCUGCUUUAUUCCCUUAGCAAGUUCGUUGACGGGUGAGAAGUCUGUUGUGCCAGUUGGUUUCAAAAGUAUUGCACUGAAUGACUUACCAUCAACAAAGCAGCUUUAUUGCCACGUGACUGAGUAUGUUUCCGAUUCUGAAAGAUUUGACGUCACACUUAUGAGUCCAACUGGUUGCGUUUUGCUGACAAUGACCGAUUUACGAGUUAAAGAGAUAACAAGCUCAUCGCGUCAACUUUCUUUAGCUGAUCUUGCUUACGACGUCCGGUGGAGUGAGGCUGAGUUAACAAUACAGCGAGAAAGUAGCAAUCCUCUGCAUUGCAUCGUACUAAAAGACUCCUCCCAUUUGUCAAAUUAUUUGGUCUCAUCACUUGAAGCUCGUGAAGUCAGUGUCAUCUCUGUUAAUCCUCCAGAUGGUCAAUUUUUUGACACUGAAGUCCAAGACACAAUAAAAAUCGCCUUCGCAGAGAUUCCUGCGAUUAAUUCUUCUUCGUUAAGGGUUGUAAAUCUCUGGCCUAUGGACACAUCACUUCUACCAGGCGAUGUUGAUGUCAUUGAGCAAGCUCAACAACUCGCUUUUGGCAGUUCUGCGUUCCUAAUUCGACUGUUGAUAGAGAAAGAGCUGAUGGAUUCUCGACUGUUUCUGGUCACCGAGCUAACACAGCUUUUGGAUACCUGUGACAGUUCUGGUAAGGGUAAAUCCAUUCCAUGGGGUGCUACUGUCUGGGGACUGAAAAGAACAGCGAAUCUUGAAGAAGUGAAUCUCAGGGUUACCGCAGUUGACCUGUGUGACAAAGAAGAUAAACGGGAAGUGGAUUCCUUGGUCGAUGAAAUUUUAGGUGGCAGCAUCGAAGACGAGGUGGCCUUUAGAGAUGGUAGAAGAUUUAUAAGUCGUCUCGUCCGAGCAGACCUACACCAAGACAUGUGCAAAACAAUUACAAGAAAAGAGAGCAAGAAUAAAAGACACCUAUACCUUACAACAGCUCCUUCAUCGAAAUCGCUUUGCCUUCGUGAGCAAUGUUUUCCAAAGACAACGGAAGUUGAAGUCAUCGUAGAAGUUAGCUAUUGUUGGACGCCCUCAGAAACACUCUUUGAUGUGUCUAAACCAAAUGGAUGUGUCUUUGUAAGUGGAAAAGUGACUGAUCUUCCUGGCUCUGGUAAGAUUACUUUGCAAAUUGGAGACGAUGUAUGUGGUGUCAUUCCCUCUGGCCGCGUUGCACGUUUCAUUCCAAUACCGGUCAGUAAUGUGUUUUUGAAACCUCCCAAACUGACAAUGAAGCAAGCCACAUGCCUUCCAGCAUGCCUGGCACUGGCAUAUCAUACUCUUCAAAAAGCAGCGGCUGGCGCCACAAAACAGAAGCUUCUUAUCCAUGAGGCAAAUCGUGGUCCUGGACCCGCAACGGUAGUUCUGGGAAACACACUGGGUCACAGAGUUUUUUGCACUAUUUCCGACACUUGCAGUUCAUCCACGAAAAGUCUUCUCACCGGUUUGGGUGCAGAGAGUGUAAAGCGACAGAGCUCCACAGCAUAUAAUGAUGAUUUAAACGAUCCAUUUGACGCUGUUGUGUUUCUUAAUCCACCGUUUCCGAAUGUCCUUCACAGAAGCGGUCCUAGUUUAAAGAGGGGAGGAAAAGUAAUUAUCCUUAGCAACGAUUUUGAAGGCGAUGUUAUCUUUCCUGCAAACAAGAAUCUUAAAUAUGAGAGAGAGAAUAUAUUAGACAUUUUGCGACCCCCGUCCGCUUUCGAGGAGCUAAGCAUGCGAAGCAUGCAAAUUUUGGAAACCAAGGGAGUAUCACCAGCGCUUCUUGGAUUGAAGAUAGAGUGUUUAGACUUGGUUGCAUCAAUUAAAGCUUUCAACGAGUUCUUUGACAGAACCUCAUCUCUAAAAGAUGAAGUGGCACAGUCUUCGAACAUUUCAUUUUUCAUACAAGCACUUGGAACAUUUGAAGAAGCAGAGAAACUUCAAGAAAUCCCAGUGCUACCACAAGGCUUAGAUGAGUGUGGUUUGAAAGAAAACAAAUCCUAUUUGGUAGCAGGAGGAGUGCGAGGAUUUGGAUUUGAAGUCGCCCGAUGGAUGGCGGAAAACGGUGCAAAGUCUAUAGUACUCCUCGGCCGCUCCGUGCCCUCGGAUUCCAAAAUUCAAGAGGUACGUCAGAUUGAGAAGAGAACCGGUGCGGCGAUCCAUAUAAUUCAGGUAAGUAAAGUAAAAUUUCCUUUUCUGUUUUUGUUGUCUAUCAGGCCCAUCAUCACUUAUUGCAAAUAGCUGUUUAUCAGAUUAGGGUGCUGCUUCUGUCAAAACCGACGUGCCUUAGAAGUGUUUUCGGACUAUACAGCAAUGCAUGAAAAGACAACAUACAAAAAAAUCAAAACAAAAAGAGAAAGAUAGUUUCUAAUAAUAAAAGAUUAUUAUGGGCGACAAAAGAAUUAUGGGCGACAAAAGAACUAGACUUUUCCACGAAAGCAUGACGACACUAUCAAAUGUAAUUGAUAGAAACAUUGGUAGCAAUAUAUAUCUAUCUGGAUUUGCUAAAAGGCAUCUCCAGGAAAUUUUCCCAACAUUCUCAUUUGAGGCUUGUUUACUUUAAUAUUUUUCUUUGUUAUGACAUUUUGAAUACCUAAAUACUCUAACAAGCUGCAGUUGACAUAAAGUCGUGUGUUUAUAAUGCUGUUUACAUCUUUCUUCACCCCCACUCCCCUCCCCACGACGAUCAUUGCCCAUAAUCCUGUCCGUGUGAUAAAACAAUCUUAUUUGAAAUCAGCGUGCACGAUAGAAGUUGUUUUCCUUCGUCGGUUAAUUUUCUACAGUUCUUUUUGGCCGCCUGGAGGAAAGUUUCCGGAAGGCUUAAUUAAGCAUUAUGAAGAAACAAGUUUCACGAUUUGCAAAGUCUGCCGUCGCCCAAUAUCAGUUACCUAGUAAAAACAAAGGUAUAAAUUGUGACUACAGCCACUUGUUUCAUGUGCUCUUUUGCAACGUCCUUUUUUCAGGUCGACAUAUCCAACCCAAAGCAAAUGUCCUCCUUGGAAAACCGCCUUCAGUCCCUUCCAAAUGUGGCUGGCAUAGUGCACACUGCUAUGAUUCUAAGAGACGAAUUUAUUAAAGAGCUGAAAUUACAGAGUUUUAAUGAAGUCAUGGGCCCAAAGAUCAAAGGUGAGACAGCCUAAGUGACCAAGCCCUAAACUCUCAGGCUGAAUUUUUGCUCUUGUCGACUACAGCAUAAUGGACUUUGUUAAAGGGCAGAAUUCAAAGGCAACAUUUUGCUAACAGGUUUAAAAGCCGCUCGCCUAAAUUUAAAGGUUUGUUCAAUAUUAAAAGUUCCACAAAUAUUACCAUUUUUUCCUUUUCAAUUUAUUGUAGUUUUCAUUAGCAAAAUGUACAAAUUUGAUUUUUAGGCUCUUUCUUGCUACACCAAAUGAGCCUAGAGAUGGAUCUGGAUUUCUUCGUGAUGUUUUCGUCCAUGGCGUCAAUCGUGGGUAACGUUGGACAAUCUUCAUACUCCGCUUGCAAUGCUUUCCAAGAUUCUCUUGCUCAGUAUCGCAGACAUGUGCUUGGUCUUCCCGGACUUGCAAUAAACUGGAGACCAAUCAGUGGAGCUGGUGUAAUGGAAAGAGAAACUGGAAUCGCUAAAUUGCUAACGCUGGCAGGGCUGGGUUUUGUUGAUGCCAAGGAUGGUACGUUGCAAAUUUCUGAAAGCGAAUGUCUUAGUAAUCCGUUGACAAUAAUUACUGUGGAUGAAUGAAUAACGUCUUCUUAUCGCAGUGCGGUGGCCAAAAUACCCCCCAAAUGUGUCAUUAAAGCGAGGCAUUGUUGUAAUUUAUUUUUAGGCAAGAGUGAGUACAAAGAAAGAUCAGCUGUUGUUGUCGUUGCUGUUUAAGCUAAAGUAUUCCGCGGGGUGCCCUCUUAAUUUCUCUGACGUCCCAAAUUGACGGUUUUCACUGUUUUAGUCCCCUUCUAGAGCUCUUGCAGUUGAUAUGAGUUUGACUUUGAAUUUAAAAAUUUCAUGCAACCGUUUAUGUGACGUCAUCCAUUGUGAGGUCAUAAUUUGACAUUUUACGUCAAGCAAAAACUUAAAAUCAUUUGGUCAACAUUCGUAGUCUACCUGCAACUUUGGUCAAGAAAUGAAAUGAAAUGUAAAAUAUACGUAAAAUUGGCCUUAAUGACACCUUUGAGGAGUGGUUUGGUUCCCCCGUGCACAGAGUUUGACUGGGCAUAGCGUUGGACGUUAGCUGAACGUUAUGGCGUUAAGUAUUAUGCAAUUUACCUCCGUAUUAAUCGGUAAUAAUUAGGAAUUAGGCAGUAGGUUGACUUUUCAUUUAAUUCAUUUCGGCCAAACAAAAAUAGAAACUAAAGAAACCGAAUUGGAGCUCAAUACCCCAAGAAUAAGGCUAUUCAUCAACAAUGAAAAAAAAAAAAGAAAAAGAAAAGAAAAGCAAAAACAAAAACAAGUUUAUUGGUUUAUUGCGAAUCGUUAGGGUGCUUUUGUGGCUACUGAAAUGUACUCUUGUACAAACGGGAUGGUAUCGAUUUCACAGUAAAGCAUGGGUUUUGCCCCAAAAUAAGGAGAAGAGUGUUUGGUGUUUUCGAUCGGAAGACACACGGCUGUUAACAUUUAUUUGUUGGAAAAGGGCACAUGAAGGCCGUGGUUGUUAGACAACAAAAUACUUGUUAGUGUUGUUUGACAUCUACUUUCAAAGCAUGAACGGCACAGCAUAAUUUAUGUGUAAUAAACUAGAGUCUUACUUAUUGCUUGAUUCGUCCUCUAAGGUGUUAAACAUAUGGUCAAAGUGUUAACUGAGGAGCCAGGCCGCUGUCAAAUCUCACUCUUUAAUGUAGACUGGCCUCUAUUCUUAAAGAGCGGUGAAGGGCUGAAGAGAACGCUGCGACUUUCCAUUAUCAGAUCAACAGUAAAUGCCUCUGACAAAGAAACGAGCUCAACAGAGUCUCUGGCGCAAAGAAUCGUUUUAGAGAAGGAUGGAGAAAAGAGGGCAGGGCUUAUCAACGAAUACGUUAGUGUGUCAAUGACGGUGUUACUGGGUGGCAAUCUUUUGUCCUCUGAGACAGAUCUCAACGCCAGCUUGUAUAGCUAUGGGGUUGACUCCACAACGGCCUUGAGUUUGAAAAUGCACCUUGAAAAGGACUUGCAAGUUUCUUUUGAGGUACACUUUUAACUUCCAGAUUUAACGUUAACUUAUCAGUUACAAUACAUGGGUAGCCAAAACCGGCAGAAAACGGGUAGCAUAUUAAUGAUAGAUGCUUAAGACCAAAUGCCCCUGUGAGUCAUUUCUUCUGGGAAAUAGCUGUUUCCAGGUAUGCUGAACGUCGGGAUAUUGUGAUGCGACCUGGUGUGUUGUCCCAAAGGUCCAAUCCCAUACGGCUUGCAAUCUAUACCUGAGAGGAUCGACCUUUUAUACCUCAAUAUGACAAAAAUAGCCUUUCGUUGCAGGUCUUCUACUUCAUGCAGCCAGACACAACUCCUCUAAAGCUGGUUAGAGACCUAACAGCCAAGAUGAAUGAACGAAGACAAGGCACCCUUCCAUCUGAUGAACAGUCUCAAAAUGAUAAAAGAAAAAAGACCGAGCAUGUGCAAGCACAGGCAACUGAAGACGUCUCGCCGAUAACUGAUGUAUCUGAAAGCAAAAUACAAGUUGUACCGCUGUACACUCCAGAGGGCUCAGCCAUAAAGUUCUUCUGUGUCCAUCCGUCGCACCGUUACGCGUUGAGUUUAAUGCCGAUCGCAGCAGGAUUUCAAGGACAGGUAAAUUUAACAUGCAGUGUAGAUGCUGAUGAAGAUUUAUUUAUAGAAAUUAUGGUAAUUUCGUAAACCAUAAGCUAAAACAUUAAGAAAAAUGUGAUGCAUUUCCUUUAGGAAAAAAAAUACCCAUCUCAUAAACAUUGAUACAAAGUCUUGAUUCUUCCUCUUCUUCAUAUUAUUAUCAUUAUUAUCGCGGGGCUCCAGAGCCCCAUACUCAUCGAAUAUGAUCAACUUCUGUUGGUUUGGUUUUCACGUGAUUGACAGAGCGUACGUACGUAGGUACGUACGUACGCGUCUACAGAUUGCACGGGUGGGGUAGGGGAGGCUAUCAAAAGUAAGGGGGUGUCUCAGGCGUGUUUUGGCAAGUCCACAUCUUUUAUAUUGGACAUUCACAAUAUGGUUAAUUGACAGCUGUCAAAGCAGGAUAGCCACUGACCAGUAUCCCAUGACCAUAUCGCGGGCUCAUGUGUCAGCUCAUCGAGGUGACGUGGUUUAUUUGGAAGCUGUCGGCUGACCAGUUAAUUGUUUUACUAGAUCGCGAUCAAUGUUCAAUCCCAUACUUUCCAGCUAGUUUGUGAGCACAGGGAAACUGAUACACAUAUUGGAUUUGACCGUAUCGCGGGCACAGGUGUUGACCCAUCGAGGUCAAGUAUUUUUAUUCGCUGACAAGGUACUAGUUUUCAAAUGAUCACAGACUCAAGUUUAAUUCUUUUUUAAAUUCAAAUCAAAUAUGUUGUGUUUAUGUGCCGCACAAUUAAACUUUUGAUUUCAAACUGACCUCGGACGCGAAAAUUCAGCCAGCUGCUACAGGCAGGGAAGACAGUUGCUGUUGACUUUUCUCAUCAUGUUCACGCGUUGGUCACCCUCUAAACCAAUUUUUAUGCUCUGAUUGGUCAAAAUUUGACAGGUGAGGGUCAUGCGGAAAAUAUAUGCAGCAUCUUGAAUCUUGUUUACUUUGACAGCUGAAUCUGACAGAGUUUUGUGUCAACUUGUGAUGUUUUUAACCGUCUUUUUCCACUGGAUGUGCAAAAUGAAAUUCUGCUGUUAUCAAGAGUCUUCCGUUAUUCAUGGCUUAACUGGUCUUGAUAAUAUUUCUGCUAAAAUUGUACGUGAAUGUGCUGAUCUUAUUUCAGUUUCACUAUGUGAUCUCUUUAAUAAAUCUUUAGUCUCUGGUAUAUUUCCUGAUGAUUGGAAAUGUGCUAGAGUUACUCCGUUGUUCAAGGAAGGUGAGCCAUCUGAUCUGAAUAAUUAUCGACCUAUUUCAGUCAUUUCCGUUAUAGCUAAAGUGUUUGAAAGGAUUGUUUAUGAUCAGUUGUAUAACUUUUUGACCAAUGAAGAUAUCAUUUCUAAUCAUCAAUCGGGUUUUCGCUCGUUACACUCAACUGCAACUGCCCUUCUGGAAGCUACGGAUAAUUGGGCCUUUAAUAUUGAUCGUGGCAAUGUUAAUGCUGUGGUUUUCCUCGAUUUAAAAAAAGGCUUUCGACACCGUUGACCACGAUAUCCUUCUAGCUAAAAUGAACCUUUACGGAAUACAAGGUACAGCUCUUGAUUGGUUUAGGUCGUAUUUAACUAAUCGUACACAACGAUGUCUUGUUAACGGUUCUCUUUCUAGAAUCUGCUCUCUUAAAUGUGGGGUACCGCAAGGAACAAUCCUUGGCCCCCUUUUAUUUCUUAUUUAUAUUAAUGACUUGCCAAACUGCCUUACUUCGUGCCAGCCUAGAAUGUAUGCCGAUGACACCCACAUUACUUAUGCUGGCGUUGAUGUGAAUUCAAUACAGUUAACUCUGAGUCACGAUUUAGAUAACCUAAACAAAUGGCUUAUUUCCAAUAAACUUACUUUGAACACUUCUAAAACUGAAUUCAUGCUAAUUGGCUCCAGACAAAAAUUGAGUACUUUGUCGAACCCACUUGAGCUCUCGAUUAAUAAUGUUCCGAUAGAACACGUUUCCUCUGUCAAAUCGCUUGGAAUAUUUAUUGAUGAAAAUCUACGGUGGCAAACACACAUUGAUAAAUUAUCUAAAAAGGUCGCUUCCGGAAUUGGAGCAAUAAAAAGAAUUAGACCUUUUGUCCCUCCACCUACCCUUCACUAUAUAUACAACUCACUAAUUCAAUCUCAUUUCGAUUAUUGCAAUCUUGUCUGGGGUAAUUGUGGUAAAACAUUAUUUGACAGGCUACAGAAGCUUCAGAACCGUGCCGCUCGCGUUUUAACCUUCUCUAGCUAUGAUGCUGAUGCUAACCGUUUGAUUAGACAACUCGAUUGGAAAGACUUGAGCACUCAAUUUCAAAUACAGAAAUCCAUAAUGGUAUACAAGUCUUUAAAUGGCCUUGUUCCUGAAUAUUUAUCAUCUAAGUUUGUUAAACGAAAUGAAACGCGUUACUCCCUGAGGGACUCUGUUAACAAACUAUUUGUCCCAUUUCCGCGAACUAAUUUCAUGAAAAACAGCUUUACUUAUAGCGGAGCAGUUCUCUGGAACAGCCUACCCUGUCAUGUGAGAGAAGCCGAAUCUCUUAGUCAAUUUAAAAGAUUAGUUAAUGUUCACUUUUAAUGUUAUACACGGCAUUCAUGAAAAACAGGUUUUAGUUAGAUUAGUUGUAGUCAGGUUUUGAAUUUUGUUUAGGAUAGUUAGGUUAUUUUUAAUUUUUUUUUUUUUUUUUUUUUUAAAUUCCUGAUGGAUUUUACCGUGUUUAAAUAAAGAUUGACUUGACUUGACUUGAUGGCUAGUUUGUUUACUGGGUUUUUGGUUGCGAAAUACGUCACUUGUCAAAGUCGGAAAUCCGAUUUCGGAUGGCAUCGUUUUCGUUUUCACCUUGCUUGUCAUUGAUGCGUAAGAGGGUUGCAAAGUCUGAAGCGAUAAAGUAUGUGGUCCUUGGUCCGCGCAAGUCUGCGAUGCCCUUGGUCCGCAACUUUUCCGAAAAUGAUAAAAUAUUUCGUCGAGAAAAAAAAUAUGUUGAAUAAUGAAAGAUAUCGUGAUUUACUGAUUAGCAUUCUUUCAUAUGACGAAGUUUCGGCUUCUUGCUGUGGGUGAGGACGCGAAAUUAAAGUUUGUUGAGAGGUAGGUUAAUUUGUCUUUCUUGUAGUUUGGAUUUUUGCGGCACCGUAAAUUACAUGGUCAUGUUUACUUGGCCUGCGAAUAAAUAAAGGCCUACUCUGGGACCUUAAGUCGCCGUAAUUUUAGGCGACUUAAGGCGAUUUAAGGCGACUUUAGGAAAAUUUGGUCAAAAUGUUCUGCGACUUAAGGCGAUUUAAGGCGACUUUAGGUGACUUAAGGAGAAAAAGGUGCCAUUUAGGUGAGUUACAUGUUAGUGAAUAUGUUGCAGUUAAUUUUUUAUUUCAGUUAAUUUUUGGCUUUCCUUUGUUUUAAAUUCAUUAGUAUACAUAACCAUACCCAGAAACGAUGGAAAAAUAAAAUUAACUGAAAUAAAAUUAACUACAACAUAUACAAAAUCAAAAUCUACUGAUAACACUACCUCUCUAGGGUCACAAUGUUGUAACAUAAGUUAAUUCAGUCUUGAAGACAUCUACAUUAGUCUUCCAAAUUUUCAACAAUCUCAGCUGCUUAAUAUUUUGAACAUUAAAUAUCAAGGUAGCUUGUGUUGCAAGUGUAUUCUAACCCUGGUUAGUAACAUUUGCGAAGCAGCACUAAUAUCCUUGUUCUAGGCCCUGAUGUACUAAAUGAAUUACCAGCAUUUUAAGUUUCCCCUCAACAUGAUUGGCAAAUGAACAAUGGCAUUUUUAACAGUCCAGUCCUGGCAUGCACUCAAAUCCUGAUACACACACAGGGGGCCCAGAACUAGGAUUUUGCCGCUGUUUUGCAGAUGGAAUUAACCCAGAGUUUAGUUGCAUCUGUGACACAGGCUACUAUCAAGGGUAUUGGUUUAGUAUUACAUUGGCAGAGACAAAAUCUGAGUUAGAAGCAAUCAAAAGGGUAAAUUUUCUCUUGGUCUUUAAAAGCAUUAGUUUACAAUAUAAGGGACAAAAAAUGGAUGGUUCCUAAACCCUAAAAGUAGAGUAUUUUAAUACAUCUCUUUAAAAUACUGUAAACUGGUUUGUAGCAAAAACUUUACAUUGAAGUGUCUUUUUUCAUAAUUUGAGAACAAAUAUUUAAGUAAUUAAUUUAAAACAUCUAAAAUCACUUAUCGAUAUCGCACAUUAUGGAAAUGACGAUCCCCAUUGUAUGUCUUAGCAGUUGCUCUGCCAAUGUUUGUCCCCACACGUUUGGCUAAGAGGGUGUUUUUCCAAUUGAAUUUAAAACAAAAAGUUUGUAGUUCUCGCCGUAUAUAUAUUGCUCCUUUCCUGUCUCAGUCAAACAAAAUACUCCACAUACUUGCUUCGGUAGUGAACCGUACUCUCUCAUCCAUGGUCUCUUUGGAAACUUUCCAGUCGGGUUGAUUUCAUGAGUGCAUUUAUGCACCAGCAGGAACAACUAAGCUUAGCUUCAACCAUGCAACCUCGCUCUGUUCCACGCGGCAGCGUUUACGCUCUCAGCACAAAAGGAAGCAUUAUGCGUCAUGUUUAAACCGAUGGCAGUACCAAGUGUAAAACUUUCCAUUAUUAACUCAGAAAUUUCCAUUUAAAAGGAGAUCUUCAAGCGAAAACGCAACGUACAAUUGACAACAACAAGAGCACAUUUCUAUCCGCCAUUUUCUUUCUCCCAGAAUUCCACGGCAGUCGCAACCUAAUUUCCAUUGUUUGUCGGUCCCGCCCUCUCCCCGCCUCCAGAUCAGUUAGUCACGUGAUCAAAACACAACACCUUCUGGGCGGCCAUAACGCGGAGGAAUUCGCUUUUCUACGUUCUUCAUCAAUAAUGAUCGAUUACAUCAAAUCGUUUGGCAGGGAGCAAUCACGACAACAUAAACAAAGCGCAGUUUUACGCACCUGCGAUGUACAAAACUUGAAUUUCUGUCUAGAAGGGAAGACCUAAAGGCUAAGCUAAGUGGUCAAGUUCAUAAGAGUGAUUGUGUUUCUGUCAAUGAUAGAUGGAUAUAAUUCGACGGUAAAUACAGAUCAGAGGUUGUGUGCUGGAGAAAAAAAACUUAUCAUUAGUUGCUCUUAAAAUCUGGGUCGGUAAUUUACAUGGACACUUUUUUCGAUAGACCUUUAGGCUUGUAUUAACUACUAGAAAAUUUAGAUUAAUGUUUGGCGGCAAUAAUUGUUUUUUUUUUUCUCCCUGCAACCUUCCCCUGCUAGCAGAGGUCUGCUAGUAGGGAACCUGCAACCUACCUGUAUUAAAUGCAUGCAAUGGCGAAAAUGGCAAAAAUGUCGAAAAAUCACCAGAGGGCUGGCGAUUCAAAUUGGAUUCAAAUUGAAUGCCGAAAGUGGCCCCUUGGAGAGUGGCCAUUUUGGCGAAAUUGGCGAUUUUGGCGAAAUUGGCGAUUUUGGCCAAAAUGGCAAAUUUAGCAAAAAUGGCGAAUUUGGCACGAAUGCGAGAUAUAUAAUUCAAACAACGACCGCAAGCCUGGGAAAUUAAGGAUACCUAUCUUGCAAUUUUUGGUAAGUAAAUUGUGAUAAACAUUUCGACAAGUACCAUUCACUGAUAAGGUAAGAACCUGCAUGUUUCAGAUAACUCGACUAAUUUUUAAAGGGAUCCUUUUGCCAAUUCAUACAAAUCAACAAUCUGUAUGUUAACAUACCUAUUUGCUUAAUUAGAAUGUUUGGCCAAAUACGUCAUUUUUCCUAAACUCGCCAUCUUUAAAGGAGUCCCUUUCCCAUCUUAUUUGAACUUUGUUAACAAUUUAGCGAUUUUUCGCCUUUUCUGCCAUUUUCUACAAAAUCGCCACUUCCAAAAGGGGCCCUUUGCUAUCUCAUUUGAUAUUUUGUUAACAAGUUGGCGAUUGUUCGCCAUUUUCUACACUUUUAGGUGACAGGUUGAAAAAAUCGGUUAAUCGUCUGUAAUUAACUGGAGCAGCCAGCGCAAGGAUUAUUGCUUAUUUGAUCCAGACCAGUUGCUUUUCGACAUCUUAUUUUGGCGGUAACUUCAAAACUUUCGAGAUUUCAAUUUUAGUAAACUUAAAGCAGGAAGGUUCUCGUUUUAGGCAGUCUUCCGCAUUUAUAGAUACUUUAGGAAGAUUUGUAGCAAGGUUUGGACCAAUCUGGGUGAAAUGGCAAUUGAAAUGAUUUGCCAUGGCUACAGAUUAUGUUAGGUGGGGUCUUCCUCUUCAGGGGCACCCAACGAGAAUAUAGUGCAAAACCGCUUAAACAUAGUAUUGUUGAACGUAUUUUAGUAUUUAAACGGUAGAUAUAGGCAUAUUUUUAUCCCCUAGAAAUUUUUCGUCUGUUCGGAUUUCCUAGCUGAAAGUCUAGUGAUCCGAAAAUUAUAGGGAUCAAAACUUACCUUUUCAAAAAUUUCAGCCAGAAAAAAGGCUCCCGAAAAUUAUAGGUGACCUUUUUACGGUAAAACUCCGUUAAAAAUGGGCAAUUAUACCAUUUUUUAGAUGUUCGAAAAUCCUAGGACAGGCAGGCAAGCAAGAAAUUUUACAACAAAUGUUUCGAAAAUUCUAGAUCUCAAAUCAUCUUCCGAACAAACAUUUUCCGAAAAUUGACGUUGGGUGCCCCUGACUCUUCCGAGUGGUCUCAAGCGCUACCAGGAGUCCUUCUUCGACAUGCUCCUCGAACGUUUGACUACUGUCGAGGUGAACCCCCAGGUACUUAUACGUGGAUGCUCUCUCACAGUCCCUUUUCCGUCUCUAGAAAUUAGUGUCCUUCUAUGGACUGGGUUUUACAGAUCCAGCAGCAGUGAGUGAUGACUGGGGUGGAGUACAUGAACUUGCCACACAUUACGUUCAGUUAAUAAGUAGGGAACAGAGUCAUGGUCCUUACUUUCUCGGUGGAUAUUCAUACGGAGGACUUCUCGCGUAUGAAAUGGCUUCCUUGUUGACGGCGCAAAAUCAAAGAGUGGAGUUCGUAGCGAUGAUUGAUACAUUUCCCUGGACUCAGCCCUCAUCGACUGUCGCCAUCAGACAGCCUUACAUGCAGGGGCAUGAAAACUCGCAACGUCGACAUGUCGAGGUUUGUCAACAUCUUGGUCGAUGAAAUGUCUAUUUAAAGCUCUAUAUUGACAAGUUGCUGGUGGUAUACAUAAUAAACUUUAGGUUUCUUGACAGACUCUUCACCAACUCUUUUGCAAUUUAAAGACUAAAAGGAAAAUUGAGUCAACUUGUUUCCUCAAACAAAAUCUUUUUGCUUGAGACGUUAUUUCCGACAAAGUGUCAAGAUUCUACCGCUACACGUCGGAUUCUCGACUCUCAUUUCAUUCUUUGUUACUUCAUUCUAUGCUUUGUGUUUGAUGUAUUACUGACAAAUUGUAACGAAGAGUUAUUGCAUUUUAGCUCCAAUUUGAAAAUUAUCUCAGAAAGCUGGCAAUAGACUCACUGAAGAUGACAUCGGAUGAAUACCACAAGAUGAGAGAGGAGAACACCAAAGAAUGGAUCAUAGAAGAACUAGAAAAAAGGGCGUUUGAGAAAGGUCUAGCAAACUUCAAUUUGAGAACACUGAGAGAAUCUCUUCUGAAGGAUCAAAUUGUCGCCAGUAGGACACAUGUAGAGUGGCAGCCCGCAGAGGUACAAGAAGAUCUCUGUUUCCUUUCUGUUUCUGUUUGCUCAAAACAACGAUAUCGAAAGAAAACUAGUAGUCGAUAAGUUCUCCUUGGAGAGUUUUUUCGAACUCAUUUACUGAAAAGAAAUGUUUAUUUGGACUUUAGUCUUUUUCUUGAAUGUUUUAAGAAGUCACUCAAAAACCUCUUAACUAUUUAUUAGUUAACUUACGCAUCAUUUUGAAUUCGCCUUAGUGCUUGUACUUUGCACAGAGCUCUAGCCUAUAUUUUAUGAAAAUACUGAAAGCUUAUCUUUCAUGAGACGAUUUUUUUACGUGUUCUUUAUUGAUAGUUCCGUUACCGAGGUCCACUCACUUUCCUUAAAUGUCAAGAUGCCUGCUUCUCCCCAAUCUCACUCGAUAGCAGCGAAAAGAUGUGGGGCCAGUUAGUGGAUGGUGGGACAACUGUACUUGUUUGCCCUGGAAAUCAUUAUUCCAUGAGUGAAUCGCCUAACGCCACUGUUACCGGUAGCAUCUUAGCAACAGCUCUAGCAUUCAAGUACCGUUUGCUGUUCCCAGAAUUCCCCAGGCACACGAGAACGUUCAGUCAGAGAAGAGCCGUAGAAAAACUCUCCAGUGGGGCAGCUGUGUUCCUCCACUCAAAGAAAGGUAACGAUAUUAUAUAUAUAUAUACGUUUCAGUAA